Molecule: messenger RNA, 1594 nt
Organism: Hypanus sabinus (Atlantic stingray)
Lineage: Eukaryota; Metazoa; Chordata; Chondrichthyes; Myliobatiformes; Dasyatidae
Product: polyadenylate-binding protein 1-like
Exons: 10
Coding region: 54-1208 (384 amino acids)
Cellular component (GO): nucleus; cytoplasmic stress granule; ribonucleoprotein complex
Molecular function (GO): poly(U) RNA binding; mRNA 3'-UTR binding; poly(A) binding
Source: RefSeq, a predicted model, not a curated record
CAAACAGGUGAUCAUGCAUUGCAACAUCAUUUGUUUGGCAUUGGGCCCAGGAAAUGGUUGAGCGACAGGCAGAGCUGAAGCACCAAUUUGAACAGAUGAAAAAGGACCAAAUCACAAAGUACCAGGGGACCAACCUUUAUGUCAAAAAUCUGGAUAAAUGUAUUGAUGAUGAGCAACUGCGCAAAGAAUUUUCACCGUUCGGUACAAUUACAAGUGCUAAGGUGAUGAUGGAGCAUGGGCGCAGUAAAGGCUUUGGAUUUGUCUGUUUCUCUUCACCAGAGGAAGCUACCAAGGCUGUAACAGAGAUGAACGGCCGGAUUCUUAGCACCAAGCCUUUGUAUGUUGUUCUGGCUCAGCGCAAAGAAGAACGACGAGCUUAUCUGGCAAAGCAAUACAUGCAGAGAAUGGCUCAGAACCGUGCUGCACAUUGCCCAGCAGGUCAUCUUACACAGCUUCCGUCCAGGUCCAACCCCAACAGGGUCAACCUUUAUGUCAAAAAUCUGGAUAAAUGUAUUGAUGAUGAGCAACUGCGCAAAGAAUUUUCACCAUUCGGAACAAUUACAAGUGCUAAGGUGAUGAUGGAGCAUGGGCGCAGUAAAGGCUUUGGAUUUGUCUGUUUCUCUUCACCCGAGGAAGCUACCAAGGCUGUAACAGAGAUGAACGGCCGGAUUCUUAGCACCAAGCCUUUGUAUGUUGCUCUGGCUCAACGCAAAGAAGAACGACAAGCUCAUCUAACAAACCAAUACAUGCAGAGAAUGGCGAGUGUCAGAGCUGUUCCAAAUCCUCUUAUCAACCUUGUUAUCAAUCCUUACCUACCAGCUUUACUGCCUAGGUACUUAAUGGCAGCAACUCCUCAGGCUCACAACCAUGCUGCAUAUUACCCCACAGGUCAGCUUGCACAGCUUCGACCCAGUGCUCAACAUGUCAGACCCCAAGCUAACACAGCAACACAGACAAUGGGACCUCGCGCUGGUGCUACAGCUCCUGGUGCUUGUUCACUUACACCAUGCAAAUAUGCUGCAGGAGUCCACAAUCCUCAACAAAAUCUAAAUACCCAGCCUCCGGUUGCCAUGCAACAGCCUGCAGUUCACGUACAAGACCAGGAAUCCCUGACUGCUUCCAAGCUGGCUGCUGCCCCUCCCCAAGAACAGAAGCAGAUGCUGGGACAGGAGGGCAGUGAAGCUUGUGUUACAGAAGAAAAAAUCUAAACAUUGGAUAAAGUUUAAAAAAAACUUUAAAACAUAGCAAAACAAAAAAGUGUAUACCAAAAAAAAAAAUCAGAAAGGAAACCUCUAAGCUUAUGAAAUGAAGUCACUACCAGGUCUGGCUUAAGUGCCGCUAGUCCUAGACUUUUAUGGGGAAAAUUACGAAAAAAAAAGUAAAUUGAAAAGUUUUCUAGACCCAGGUAGGUGUUUUAUGCACAGAAACGUUUGAUGCAUUUAUUUCUUUAAAGUUUUGUAAUCCAUUACUGUGGAGAUGUUCAGUAGAUCCACACUGUGUUUUGUUAACAGUAUUUUUGAUGGUUAAGCAUUAAAAGCUGAAACUGAAUAUUUGUAGUAUAGAAUGCUUGCCUUAAUAAAAAUGCUGAAUAAUG